CGUAUGUAUAUUAGUUAAAAACCGAUUAUGAUACUUGGCUACUGCCACUUGUGUUCAAAUUAAUAAAUAGUUACUGCUAUCAUAAUCAAUAGUGCGCAAUAAAAUGUACGAUUGUCCCACUGAAAGCACCUCAUAUAGUCUGUAGUCCAAUUUGCUGCUAUAUACAUAUAAAAAUACGUAUUAUAAAGUUCACUAACCUCGAUUAUAUACAUACAUGUUCGUUUGCCUGAUAAGUAAUUAGUUGUCCACAAAAACAAAGCUAAUUGAAUUGUGUGCAAAGCGAAUUUGACUGUAUAUUAAUACACUCAUACAACAAAGUAUUUGUAAGAGCAACAAAGUGGCAAGGACGUUCAUCAUCUGGCGACUAUCGACUAGACUAUCGACACUAUGUUGCCAGAUAGUUAAAUGAGAAACCGUUAAUUGUGAAAAUAUGCUUAAAAUGUUUCCUGUGCAUUGCAAUAAUUGCUUUCAAAAACGGGAGGCUGUUCCCAGUUCCGAAUUUCAACUUGCUCGCUGCCAUCAUAUAAUCUGUGCGAGCUGCUUGCCCAAUGCAAGCAAUGGCGAUCGAAAGUGUCCUGUCUGUAAGCGCAGCUUUCACAGCGUUGCCAUUACAACCUCAAUGCCAACCCAUGCCGCCAAUUACUUUACGAAUCCCAGCAUUUUUUUGAAAAUGUAUCGGAGCAUUAGCCAAUUCCAAAGUGAUCAGCGUAACUCUUACUAUGCACACUACUAUAACAAUCAGGCUCAGCUCCCGAAGAAAAAACUUAAGCUGCAGGGCUACCUAAAACUGGAGGCACAAUUGCGAGAGCAAAAUACCAACGAAAUGCGACGCAUCGCCGAGUUACGUAACUACAUCGAUUACUACGAACGGAAUGACAAAAAGCGCCUUGGCAAUGCAAGCUACAGUUCUUCCGAAAUCUCGAGCUCGUCGCACAGGUCGUGCCGCCCACGUACGCCCUCAUUCAGCGCCACAGACGACACCACACUCACUGAUGAGGCUGACAUGAACGAAAGCGUCCACACGGAGAAAUUUGAUAAGCUCCUCUCUCAGGCAACCUUAACAAUAUCCCAACGUUCUAAGAUUAAGAAGUCUAUGAAGCGAGACUUUAGAAAUAAGUCCAAAAGCACCUAAGAAAGCACAGC
Molecule: messenger RNA, 1143 nt
Organism: Drosophila hydei
Lineage: Eukaryota; Metazoa; Arthropoda; Insecta; Diptera; Drosophilidae
Gene: nenya
Product: RING finger protein nenya
Exons: 2
Coding region: 431-1132 (233 amino acids)
Biological process (GO): homologous chromosome pairing at meiosis; protein sumoylation; reciprocal meiotic recombination
Cellular component (GO): synaptonemal complex
Molecular function (GO): SUMO transferase activity
Source: RefSeq, a predicted model, not a curated record